AUGCUACCUAGCAACGCUGCUGAUCAAGAAAGCAAUCCUAUCCGUGUAAAUAAUACAGUUAAAGGGCGUCUUCAUAAAUAUUGCCGUGCUCCCGACAUGCCUCAGGAGACGUGCUUCAUGGGCUGCAAGUCCUGCAUCAAAUAUGGAGGCGUAUGGUGUCCUAGUGGUCACGUGGUUGUGUGGAUAAAUGGCGUCAGAUCUGUUCUUAGCACUAAAAGAGGCUUCUGCUGGCCAGGAGGCCUGUUCACUUUAGACGAUACCAAAGUUCAGACCUUUCUCACAGGACAUGGUAGCGCUGAAUUCCAGGCUUAUUGUGACUCGUUUGUUCAAAUGUACAAGCAGUGUUCAGGUACGUGAAAUUAACAGCACUGUCAUAGAAAAGGUAUUCUUGCGCCCUUCAAGUGAAUCUUGUGGGUCUAACAUUUGGGUUUGAAGCACAAACCGAUUUAAAGUUCGCACCAUUUUGCAUGGCACAAUAAACAGGGCCUUGUAAAGCAAUUGUUCCAUAGUUUUCAUCAGAAACAUAUCACCUAGAGGGUGAUAUGCUUCUGUUUUCAUGCAGUCAGUUGAAUGGUCACUCGCUAGGGUGUGUCAUCCACAGGCUUUGAAACUUCCAAACAGUACCACAUGAAAAGUACUGCUCAAAGGCUUUCAUUUGAAUGGCCGCUCACUAGUUUUGUUUU
Messenger RNA from Orbicella faveolata, 683 nucleotides. Its product is annotated as beta-secretase 2-like. Gene Ontology annotation, molecular function: aspartic-type endopeptidase activity. The record is from RefSeq and is a predicted model, not a curated record. Lineage: Eukaryota; Metazoa; Cnidaria; Anthozoa; Scleractinia; Merulinidae. Gene Ontology annotation, biological process: amyloid-beta metabolic process; membrane protein ectodomain proteolysis. Gene Ontology annotation, cellular component: plasma membrane; trans-Golgi network; endosome.